GUCAUGUUGAUAUAUGACGACGGAGUUGACGCUAGUUAGCUGGCUGGUUAUGACUCAGCGCAAGGACUUGUUGUAACUAUUUCUUUUCUGGUGAUUGUCUGAUGUUUUUCGACUUUUAAAAAGGAUCCCAGGGCGAAAGAUCAGAACUGGGCAGCAAGUGGCGGUGGGAGCAAGCAACGUCGCCCAAAAGUGGCCGCAAUACUUUCCUUCUGGAUGCUGGCCUUUGGACACCUCACCGUGCGUUGUGCUGUGUUUCAACCCUUUUCACCCUGUUCCCCCUCCUUCCAAGAGUUUCUUGGACCUUUCCACAAGAAGAGAACUUUGGAAAGAGAUGCUGGGCCUACUUUCGCCGUCUCUUCUCGACUCUCCCACUCGCACCCAACCCCCCUUUUGUCCCGUUCUUCCCCCCACCGAAAGGAGAGGGAAAAAAAAAAAAAGAACAACCCAAGAAGCAAAAGCCGAGACGAAAGGAAAAAAAAAGAAGCGGUUUUGUUUUCUCUGGUUCUAGAGGAAGGAUUACACUUGUCUGCUGUGGCUUGUUUUGCCAUCCCCCCCCCCCCCCUUUUUUUUGAUACCCCCCGAGUUCCCCAUGUCUUUUUCUUGUCCAUCCCUCCCUCCGCUCCCCCUUCCUUUUUUCUUAUGCUACUUGGCUGGUGGCCAGUCAGGUCUCCCCGUCGUCCUCCUGUGACUCUUCCUCCCUUUUCUCUCUCUCUCAAUCUCUUUCCCUUUUGGCGCUCAUCCUUGGCCAUGGUCGAACGGACAAAGGGGUUCGCACCGUUUUGUUCGGGACAUGGACCGUCAGUGGAUGUGGCAGCCGUCACUCAUCGUUUGUCGGGAGUGACAAUUUGCGUAAUAAUGUAUGUUGGAAAUGAUAGGCGCGAUUGGAAUGAAUAAAUGACUUGACUUGACUUGACCGUAACGGAGAAAAUAAUUAAAGUAAGCACGAUGAAAUCUUGUUGAUAAUCUCGCAGCGGGAGAGACGAGUCAAAGUGUCUCCGAGAGCCGCGGUUCAGCUGAUCGGAUGAUCUUCAAUCAACAACUUCCUUCCCCCCCCCUCUCUACCUAUCAAUCACCUCUGUUUUGUUCAUCUCCUCUCAAUCCAUCUUGAGCAUCAUCUCUCGCUUAAACUUCCACCUGUACCGGCUGACCCUCGAUAUUCGCGGACCGAUUGAUUCCCCCUCUC
Molecule: messenger RNA, 1183 nt
Organism: Aspergillus ochraceoroseus IBT 24754
Lineage: Eukaryota; Fungi; Ascomycota; Eurotiomycetes; Eurotiales; Aspergillaceae
Exons: 1
Coding region: 214-894 (226 amino acids)
Source: RefSeq, a predicted model, not a curated record